Tribolium castaneum (red flour beetle) is the source of this 782-nucleotide messenger RNA. Its product is annotated as pro-resilin. Lineage: Eukaryota; Metazoa; Arthropoda; Insecta; Coleoptera; Tenebrionidae. Bases 132 to 674 code for a protein of 180 amino acids. Gene Ontology annotation, cellular component: extracellular matrix. The transcript is spliced from 4 exons. The record is from RefSeq and is a predicted model, not a curated record.
UUGUGGGAGUUAACUGGAGUAAAAGUCUUACUCCACAUAAGCACAGACAAUGGGUUACUAAACAUCGCAGACCAUAUAUAAACCAAAUUAGUUUUGCGUUCGGCAGUCUUGUGUUGAGGCAGUGGUGCGUGAUGGUGGCUAAGAUUUUUUGGGUCGUUGCGGUUUUGGGGGCGGUAACGGCCGAACCCCCGAGCACCAACUAUGGGACGCCACUGGCUAACAGCAUCAAUAAUUUUGCGGGAUACGAUGGGAAUGCCGGGAAUUCGUACGACCAUGGGCAUGGGGGUCAUGGGGACCAUGGGGACCAUGGUGAGCCCAAAGCGUACGAAUUCGGAUACCAGGUCAAAGACGAGUACUCCGGAAACAACUACAACCGGAAAGAAGCCAGCGAUGGUAAUCAGGUGAGAGGGGAGUACCGGGUUCAACUACCAGAUGGUCGGACCCAGAUUGUUACCUAUUAUGCGGACUGGCAGACGGGAUUCCACGCCGAUGUCAGGUACGAAGGCGAGGCGCAUUACCCGGAACAGUACAACACCUACCAAGGCGGGUAUCAGGGGCAGAAUACCGGAGGAAAUAACUACAAUUCCGGGUACAAUUCCGGGAACAAUUACGACUCGUACUCGGCGGGUUAUGGCAACAAAGGGAGGCCCAGUUAUGAGUAUGGAGCACCAUAAUUGAGCAAAUUAUUAACACAAUUUUAUUAUUUAUUUUUUGUAUAUAAGUAAUUGUAUACUUUUUGUACAUUUUUGUAUUUAAAUAAAUAAAUCAAACUAAGAUUAUAA